CGCGGCGGCCGUGCGGCGGGCGGCAGUGGCGAGGUCUAUGGCGUCUGUGCGGGGCACGAGCAGCGUCGGCAGCGGGAGAGGGGCCUUGGCGGCGGCGGCUUUGGCCGGAGAAGGGGAACCGGGAGGCGGCGGUGGCGGUGGCGGAGGAGGGCCUGCUUCCAACUCCCAGUACGGGAACGGCUUAGGCGGGAGCGGGCCUGGAGCGGAGCAAGGCCGAGGGCUGCGCAGGGACGUCGAGGAGGACGAGGAGGAGGACGAGGAGCUGCUGCUGGAGGCCGCCACCGGAGGAGGAGGAGGAGGAGGAGCGGGAGGGACCGGGGCAGCGGCGGCGGCGGCGGCUGGAGGCGGCGGCAGGGGCUCCGGGCCUCGAGGCGCCCUGUCCUCCUCGUCCUCCUCGCUUGCCUCCAGGGCCGGCCAAGCCGGGGCUCCCCACCACCAUCACCACAACCCUCACGCCGAGGAGCUGGAGGAGGAGGCCGGCCUGGGAGAGAGCGACCCCGGAGACUCCGCCAUCGAGGACCCGGAGCUGGAAGCUAUUAAAGCUCGAGUGCGAGAAAUGGAGGAGGAAGCGGAGAAGUUGAAAGAGCUGCAGAAUGAAGUUGAGAAACAAAUGAAUAUGAGUCCUCCACCUGGCAAUGCUGGCCCAGUCAUCAUGUCUUUAGAAGAAAAGAUGGAAGCUGAUGCCAGAUCCAUAUAUGUAGGCAAUGUGGAUUAUGGGGCAACAGCAGAAGAGCUAGAGGCCCACUUCCAUGGUUGUGGCUCUGUCAACCGCGUGACCAUUCUUUGUGACAAGUAUACAGGCCACCCCAAGGGGUUUGCCUAUAUUGAGUUUUCUGACAAGGAGUCAGUGCGGACGUCCUUAGCAUUAGAUGAAUCCCUCUUCAGAGGGAGACAGAUCAAGGUGAUUCCCAAACGGACCAACCGCCCUGGGAUCAGCACCACAGACCGGGGGUUCCCCCGGACCCGUUUCCGAGGGAGAGGAUCUGGUUACAGCAGCUCCCGGGCCCGUUUCUACAGUGGCUUCAGCAGCAGGCCACCCCGAGGACGGGCUUACAGGGGCCGGGCCAGAGCGACCUCAUGGUAUUCCCCUUACUAAAAACAAAAACAAAAAAUGGUGGUUUUAGGAAGGAG
Molecule: messenger RNA, 1131 nt
Organism: Sceloporus undulatus (fence lizard)
Lineage: Eukaryota; Metazoa; Chordata; Lepidosauria; Squamata; Phrynosomatidae
Gene: PABPN1
Product: poly(A) binding protein nuclear 1
Exons: 7
Coding region: 38-1096 (352 amino acids)
Molecular function (GO): RNA binding
Source: RefSeq, a predicted model, not a curated record